AUGCACAUCAGCUAUUGCCGCAGAAGCUGGAAUGAGGAAAUGCAACCUGGCCCUAGCAGUGCGGCCAGGCAUGAAGAUUUGGACCGUGCUGCCGGAAAUGCAGAAAACGCUGUCUUGAACCCAGUAUUGGGCGAGCGAAGGGAACGGCUGCUUGUGAACAAGGAACUUUGUCUUUAUCCGCUGACUUUCCUCCUCGCCAUAGUAUCCGCGGCCCUCCUUGUCAUGCUCGUGGCACCGAAACAAACACCAGCGACCCUUUCUUCAGGGACCUCGGUGCACAAGAGUUGCAACUCCGCUAUCUGUCUCCAGGACGCCGCCUACCUGUCCAACUUGCUGUCGUGGGAGGUGGACCCGUGCGAAGACUUCUACAAGUACGUCUGCGGUCGCUGGACUAAUGCAGUUCCAGCACUAGGUGCGGACAAGACAGCUUCCUCCGAUGACGACUACGUGGGUAACCUGGAGAGCACAAUACAUGGGCUACUGCAGAAUAGAUCAGAAAAGAGUGGCCUGAUUCGCCCGCUUCAGAGCCUUUUUGACCAGUGUGUAAACGUCAGCCGCAUAGAGGUAGCUGGCUGGGGUCCUCUCCUGGAGGUCAUGUUUCACGUUUCUCUCGAGGGCUUUCCGAUCACGCCACCGGUCCGCAGCAGCGUAUCCGUCUGGAGAAUGGCAGCUCGGAUACUUAGGAAAACGGGUGCUGCGGCUUUGCUGAGCGUCGGGGUUGUCUCGCAUCCGUGGAACACGAGCUCUGACAUUGCCUCGCUUGGACCCCCCGAGGCUCUUGUCACCAUCGCUGGAAUAGAUAUGAAUGAGGCAAUUCGUCAUUACACCACCGGGGCAUUUUCCUCGCUCAGAGCUCUUCGAAAAGAAUUUCUACCUCCCGUUUACACUUUAGAUAUCGCCAGAUUUGCGAGCGAUCUCGAAAGGCUUUUUCAACAGAAGACAAAUAUAUUCAACUUCAAGGUGGAAAAAAUGGAUUCGGGAUCACCUUUGUACAGCUUUCUCAGUGAAGUGUUUGCCGGAGUUCCAAAUGCCAUCUACAGUGGCCCCGAAUCUGAAAUAUUAAUAUAUAAUCCCGAUUUUGUAUUCAGUCUCGUAGAACUUGUUCAGAAGACUGAAACUCAUACUGUGAUGAAUUUUUUGGGCGUACGGCUCAUGGUGCAAACAUCGGCGCUUCUACCCCAAUCAGAGCUUGUGGACGUCUUUAGCAGUUUGGUCUACGGCAAGCUGCGAGCAGGACUGCCGCGAUGGAAACUUUGUCUUCGCGUUGUGGAAAAUGCUCUGACGCCUCUCUUUCAUUUCUUAGCACUUGUUCACUUCAGUCUUCACAUGCCCGCGGAAAAAAUAUCGGAACUAGUCUCCGAGAUAGUUGAAGCGUUUUCCCGUGGUAUGGAUCAAGCGGCCUACCUUAACAAUGCCUCCAAGAUUGCCAUCCGCCAUCUUAUCGCCAAAACACAGUUCAAAGUCUUAGGGGCCUUUUGGAUGAACGACAAGAGCCUUUUGAACGAAUAUAUACGAAAAAUACCUUCAAACUUUAGUACCACUGCCUUAGACACCUACGUUCUCACCUUUGAAUACAACUUCUUGUCAACGCUAACCAGAAGUUCUUACGAGCGGUGGUCUCACACAGCUUUCAGCACCAACUGCUGGUUCGAGCGUCACCCGAGAACCAUAUACGUGCCAAUGCUUCUUUUCAACUCGACUUUGGCACUCGACAACAGAACCGAUAGCUUCCAGCUAUCCCGGGCUGGGGUACGUGUUGGCCGCUGCAUCUUCGAGAUGCUCCUUUCUGAAACCGACGCCGUAGAAGACUCAGGGCAGUGGCUGAAUGAAGAAACUAAGUUAAAAUUGAACGAAGUACUGCGUUGUCUCGGUGACAAAGACAUUGGACAAGAAAUGAAAAAACUUCCUGAGGUGUCGGCGACACAUUUCACUUUUAGUCAUUUUCAAAAGAUUGUGAAGAGCUCCGCAGAAGAGCUACGACUCACAUUGGCUAGGAACGAAGACUUUGGGGCAGGAAAGCUUUUCUUUGUUUACUUGGCUCUCCAGUCUUGUGAGAAAAAAACUGCAAAAACUGAGUUACGUUUGCCGGGUCGUGAAACCUUUUUUAAUGACGCGUUGCGUCAGGAACCCGGCUUUCACGAAGAAUUCAAUUGCUCUACAGGAAGUUCCAUGUACCCUGCUCACCAAUGUGUUCUGUGA
Ixodes scapularis (black-legged tick) is the source of this 2199-nucleotide messenger RNA. Its product is annotated as neprilysin-1-like. The record is from RefSeq and is a predicted model, not a curated record. Bases 1 to 2199 code for a protein of 732 amino acids. NCBI's taxonomy places the organism in Eukaryota, Metazoa, Arthropoda, Arachnida, Ixodida, Ixodidae. Gene Ontology annotation, cellular component: plasma membrane. Gene Ontology annotation, molecular function: metalloendopeptidase activity. Gene Ontology annotation, biological process: protein processing. The transcript has a single exon.